UUUCAACUAUAUAUGAAACAUCUCCUCUGUAGUAUUAGAAUGCAUAACAGAAGCAUCCCACAUGAAAUCUGUUUUGCUUUCCCAACUGUCUAAAAGUAUUUCUGUCCACUUGCUUUCAUGUCUGAAACAUGAUGGCAGUCGAGGAGGGAAGCUUAGACAGAAUUCUCCACCUUCAAUGACAGUAGGAUUGUUCCAGAUAGCCAGUAAGCUACAGCUUCUGUUGCUCCUAGUGCUUUAUAAGUUUUAGCAACCAUAUUGCUCUGCUAAUUUUUCUGUUUAUUUUUCGUCAGCUGCUAUCAUCUGUUAGUUACCAAUUAUUAACGCCAAGAUUUAAUGAUUAAAUACUGUACAUUUUGCAAGUUACUGGACAUACCUUUAGCUAAUUUAACCCUUCAUGUUUUUCGCUGUAUGAAGAAUGUCAUAAAUUUGUACAAUUGUAGUAAUUUUUCUACUGUUCAAUAGAAUCCUUUUAUUGGAAAUGCAGAGGCACGUUACUGCCACCAAGAAAUUUUUUUCACCAUAAACGCUUCACUCAAAGCUAAAUACCAAGUUACAACACACUUUUCAGAUUUGUUUUUGGUGGGGUUUUUUUUUUUUUUUUUAAUUUGCAAAACCGUAGUUGUCUUAAUCGACUUCAGAAUUAUGUACAACUAUGAUGAGAUAGUUGUUGACAUAAAAUUAUGAAAGAUUAUAAUUGACGUUUGUGGGUUUAUGUUGCCAUAAUAGAUUUUUCUCUCCCUAAGACCAUUGUGCUAUUUGGAGAAUGUGGGAAAAAUGUGUGACUUAUUUAUGAUGAUGUAACCACGAUCUGAAACAGAUGAAAAGUAGCAUAUUUACUUCAGGAUUUUUUUUUUUCUCUUUCGCUUUUCACAAAGCUGAUUGGCUCAUUUGUAAUUGGGGUUUUUUAAUGCUUUCAACUGUGACUUUGCAAGUUUUUGUAUAUUUAUCACUAACCGGACAGGUAGCCAAUAAGAGCGCCUUGCCGCACGAGCCCUCGCCUGCUCGGCACCGUUUCCCGCGCGCUUAUUGGACAAGCAGAGGGAACCCCGACGUGUCACACGAGCCGCUCGCGUGCAGGCUGUGAUUGUAUAAAUACCGAGCAGAAGCACUUGUGUCUGGAGUGCUGCAGUUUGACUCGGAGACAGUUCGUACUGCUGUCAUUUGUUAUAGUCAGCUAGCUACCCUGAGAGCUGCCAGGAAACGGCGGGACUGUCGGCCGUUUACUUUUCGGUUGUUUUUCGCUCUUGUGCGAACCUGAAGAUGCCAGCCGGUACUUUCGAAAGAGCAUCUCCGUCUGGCGUUGCGGCUGUCCCGGCAAGAGGCGACUGUACCCCAGGGAAACCCCGCACUCUGGCAGAGAACAGAAAGUCCUCCAAGCCAAUUAUGGAGAAGCGGCGACGCGCGCGCAUCAAUGAGAGCCUGGGUCAGCUGAAGACCCUCAUCCUGGACGCGCUCAAGAAAGACAGCUCCAGGCACUCCAAGCUGGAGAAGGCCGACAUCCUGGAGAUGACGGUAAAGCACCUGAGGAACCUGCAGCGGCUUCAGAUGACAGCGGCUUUAAACACAGACCCAUCCAUCCUGGGGAAGUACCGAGCUGGGUUCAGCGAGUGUGUUGGAGAGGUUACCCGUUUCCUGUCCACGUGUGAAGGGGUCACGGCCGAGGUGAGGACUCGCCUCCUCGGCCACCUCGCGGCCUGUGUGACCCAGAUUAACAUGUAUGGACCUCACCUGGGCGACCUGGGACAGACCAGCGGUACGCAGAUCAGCGCGCCUCUGGGCCUGCGGGACCCCCUCAAGGGUGGCUCACUAUCCACUGAAGCCAUGAAACUGUAUGGAGGCUUCCAGGUGGUGGCAUCUCCAGACGGACACUUUGCGUUUCUUAUUCCCGGCGCAGCUCUCACACCUCUGAGUGUACAGAACAGCCACCAUGUGUCACCUGUCGCACCUGCUGUCACCUCAGACUCUAUGUGGAGACCGUGGUAGGAACCAUGGAGGCGGGAAAAAAAUGACAAUAAGACAAUAAAUCAUAUUUUUUGUUGUACAUUUUGUAAAUACUUUAGGGAAUAUUUCUUAACAGAUUCUUUUAUCUACAUUUAUAUUGGCAUACAUGCAUGGAAAGAGAUAUUUCUCUGUCUCUUUGCCUUAGUCGACAUAUAAAAUGCUGAUUGUUCUUAAAAGCACUGCCUGUUCAUAAAUAAACAAAACAUGUUUAUAAUGUG
This is a messenger RNA of Poecilia latipinna (sailfin molly), 2219 nucleotides long. RefSeq names its product transcription factor HES-1-like. Gene Ontology annotation, biological process: regulation of DNA-templated transcription. Lineage: Eukaryota; Metazoa; Chordata; Actinopteri; Cyprinodontiformes; Poeciliidae. Gene Ontology annotation, molecular function: protein dimerization activity; DNA binding. The transcript has 4 exons. The record is from RefSeq and is a predicted model, not a curated record. The coding region runs from base 1261 to 1983 and encodes 240 amino acids.